AUGACGCAGCUCGAGAUCAAUGUUACAGGCACUGGCACAGCCAUUCGUCGUGCCGAACGCGGCAUUCUCGUCCUCCAAGCCCAGUCGCAGCAACUCCCUUCUCCCGAAGAAGCAUCUGCAGUUGUCACAGUGACAGCAAACAUCCUGCGCGAUGCUAUCGCCCCAUUCUGUCCACAAGAUGAGGAGACCGGGCGCACCAAAGAAGAUGCCGCAAUCUCGCAUUACUCCAUGAGCACCCUCGACACUAGCAGUCAGCGCGAGCGUCGCCCAGCUUCUGAGAUCAGAACAGACGAAGCGCCUAAAUACGAUACUACAUACUAUGCACGCGCAGAGUUCAACAUCAAGUUCAGCGACUUCAAUGCGCUCGACAAACUCGCAACCCAGUUCUCGGCCAUGGAGAACGUUAGCAUCAAGAGCAUUGGUUGGAAACUCACCGACGCAACUCUUGCUUCAAUUGAAGGAGGCGCCCGAAAGCGCGCUGCGCAAAAUGCGUUGCAGCGUGCGCGCGACUACGCCGAAGUGUUCGCUGAUCUCUCCGCUGAGGAGGCUGUGACCAUGGUCAAAGCAAUUCACAUCAAUGAGGACUCGUACUACCAGCAGAGUACGAAACCGCAACUACAUUAUGGCAAGAGACAGAGGAUCCACGGCAGAGUUGUCGACAGGGGCGAGUUGCAGUUCGAGCCGGAGGAUGUGAGGCUGGAUAUCAAAGUCAAUGGAAAGUUCAUGGUGGAGAGUUGA
This is a messenger RNA of Parastagonospora nodorum SN15, 738 nucleotides long. RefSeq lists its product as hypothetical. The coding region runs from base 1 to 738 and encodes 245 amino acids. Lineage: Eukaryota; Fungi; Ascomycota; Dothideomycetes; Pleosporales; Phaeosphaeriaceae. The transcript has a single exon. The record is from RefSeq and is a predicted model, not a curated record.